Molecule: messenger RNA, 3345 nt
Organism: Pezoporus occidentalis (night parrot)
Lineage: Eukaryota; Metazoa; Chordata; Aves; Psittaciformes; Psittacidae
Gene: PCSK7
Product: proprotein convertase subtilisin/kexin type 7
Exons: 16
Coding region: 170-2641 (823 amino acids)
Biological process (GO): protein processing
Cellular component (GO): trans-Golgi network; Golgi membrane
Molecular function (GO): serine-type endopeptidase activity
Source: RefSeq, a predicted model, not a curated record
GGUGCUGCACCACUGGGAAGGAGCCACCUUGCCAGGGGUUUUCCUGGAAUGGCGAGCCCGGAGCCGUAGAGCUCCGCGGGACCUUCAGGUGAGGCUGUGGCCGCCCUGUUCCCGACGGGAAGAGUUUCUCAGCAGCUUUCCUCUCCCCUGCUCGCAGCCCGCCUCGCUGAUGCGGCAUUGGAAGCGGAGGGCGCCGCUAUGGAGCGCAGGGAUGGAGGCCACGCUCUGCAUCCACACAUGCCUUUGGCUCAGCGCCGUCUGGGUCCCGCUCGCCUCAUCCUGCCCCGGGGAGCCCACGGGCGCUGAGCCCCGGCCCGAAGAGCUCAGCUGGGCCGUCAGCCUGGAGGCGCCCGAGGACGAGCUGGAGCAGCGCGCCGAGGAGCUGGCCCGCGCCGCGGGGCUGGUGAACAUGGGCCGCGUCGGGGAGCUCCGGGGCCAUUACCUGUUCAGGGCCCAGCGCGGCGGGCGCGCCGGUGCCGAGGCCGUGAGGCGGGCGGUGGACGCGGUGCUCGCCCAGCACGACAGCGUGCGGUGGCACGCGGAGCAGAGGCUGCUCAAGCGCUCCAAGCGCAGCCUGCACUUUAACGACCCCAAAUACCCGCUGCAGUGGCACCUGAACAACCGCAAGAGCCCCGGGAAGGACAUCAACGUCACGGGGGUGUGGGAGCGGAACGUGACGGGGCGCGGCGUGACGGUGGUGGUGGUGGAUGAUGGCGUGGAGCACACCAUCAAGGACAUACAGCCGAACUACAGCCCAGAAGGCAGCUACGACUUGAACUCCAACGAUCCCGACCCCAUGCCUCACCCUGACGAGGAGAACGGCAACCACCACGGGACGCGCUGCGCCGGGGAGAUCGCUGCCGUGCCCAACAACAGCUUCUGCACGGUGGGAGUCGCCUACGGGAGCCGCAUCGCAGGCAUCCGAGUUCUGGACGGGCCCCUCACUGACAGCAUGGAGGCCAUUGCCUUCAACAAGCACUAUCAGAUCAACGACAUCUACAGCUGCAGCUGGGGUCCAGAUGAUGAUGGGAAAACCGUGGAUGGCCCCCAUCAACUGGGAAAGGCUGCCCUGCAGCACGGCGUCAUCGCAGGUCGCAGGGGCUUUGGGAGCAUUUUCGUGGUGGCCAGUGGCAACGGCGGGCAGCACAACGACAACUGCAACUAUGAUGGUUACGCCAACUCCAUCUACACUGUCACCAUAGGUGCAGUGGACGAGACAGGCUCCAUGCCCUUCUAUGCCGAGGAAUGUGCCUCUAUGUUAGCAGUGACCUUCAGCGGUGGGGACAAGAUGAUGAGGAGCAUUGUGACCACAGACUGGGACCUGCAGAAGGGCACGGGCUGCACGGAGGGGCACACCGGGACCUCAGCCGCUGCUCCUCUCGCAGCCGGGAUGAUCGCGCUGAUGCUGCAGGUACGGCCCUGCCUCACCUGGAGGGAUGUCCAGCACAUCAUCGUCUUCACCGCCACCAAGUACGAGGACCGUCACGCCAAGUGGGACACCAACCGGGCGGGCUUCAGCCACAGCCAUCAGCACGGCUUCGGGCUGCUGAACGCCUGGAGGCUGGUGAACGCUGCCAAGGUGUGGGAGUCUGUCCCGUACCUCGCCUCCUACGUGAGCCCGGCCCUGCGGGAGGGCCGGAGCAUCCCGCUGCUUCCACGGGAGCUGGAGGCUGCCUGGAACGGUAAUGCUCCAGCUCCUGACUUGGCCUCCCUCUCUCCACAUAAACAAGGCGCUGCUCCGGCUGCUACCAGUGGGAAGCGGAGCUCGGCCCCAAGCCCUCCCCGGCCCCCAGCAUUGCCACAGCGCCCUGGGCGGGCUCCUGCGCCCACAGCCUUCAGCACCGCAGACCUGGAGCAAUCCGGGAUGAGAACCCUGGAGCACGUGGCUGUCACCGUCACCAUAACCCAUCCCCGCCGCGGCAACCUGGAGAUCCGGCUCUUCUGCCCCAGCGGCAUGGUGUCCCUGAUAGGCACCGCCAGGAGCAUGGACUCGGACCCCAAUGGCUUUGCUGACUGGACCUUCUCCACGGUCAGGUGCUGGGGCGAGGAGGCGCAGGGCACCUACAGACUGGUCAUCAGGGACAUCGGAGAUGAGAGCCUGAGGCCUGGGACCUUGAAGCAGUGGCAGCUGACCCUGUACGGCUCCUCCUGGUCCCCAGCGGAGAUGAAGGAGCGGCAGAGGCUGCUGGAGGAGGCCAUGAGCGGGCAGUACCUGAGCAGCGACUUCUCCCUGCCCUGCCCUCCAGGACUGGAGAUCCCAGAGGAGCAGCGCUUCACCAUCACAGCCAACACCCUCAAGACCCUCCUGCUGCUCGGAUGCUUUGCCGUGUUCUGGACGUUCUACUACAUGCUGGAGGUUUGCCUGACCAGGAACAACGCGGGGCUGGACCUGGCCUGCGCCGGCUCCACCGCCUGCAGGUGGUACCAGCAGGGAGGGAAGCACAGAGCCCUGGAGAGCGGCCUGGAGAUGGAGUCCGUGCCGCUGUACCGGGAGAAGGACACGGAGGAUGUGGAGCUGGAGUGUGAGCACCCAGAGCCAGCCCGGGAUGGGGAGGACCGGUCCUGGAGCCCCAAAGUGCCCAGCGGCCGGGAGGAGACGGCAGAGCUGCUGCUGGAGGACAGGGAGCAGCGGCCGUGCUAGCUGGGGCUGGGGGUGCGGGCUGUGACACCCCCUUGGUACGGGUACAUCCUUCCCUGCAUGGGCAGCACGGGCUCCCCGAGCCCUGUGUCCCGCGGGAGGUGGCGGGAAGCGGCUCAGGACCCAGGAGGAAGAGUGCUGGCAGCGGAAGGGGAGCUUCCCCUUCCCUCGCUCUGGAACACAAAGCAAGCCUUAAACCUGUUCCUAAGGAGCCUGCCCUGCAGUGAUGCUCAGGGCUUCCCCACAGCGAUGCCUCCUGCGAGCCCCCAUGCACGUCACUGCUUCCAUGGCCAGGGAGAAGCGUUGCUUUGGCCCCGAACCCUGCAGAGUGAGCCUGGACACUGCAGCGGGGCCCCCAUAGCGCUGCCGUUCCUGCCCCACUGGGCUAGGGGCUGGCUCGUGCCCACCGCUUAGGCCCAGCUUAGGAGAAAGGAGCCUUGUGCCCAUCUCCAACCUGUGCCCUGUGCUCCUGGGCAGGCAGGAGGCGCCAGGGCACCAAUCCCUGCUCCUGGUGCCCGGGAUGGACGAGGCAAUGGGAGAUGCCCGCAGUGGGGCUGGAGAGGGGCGGUUGAGCUGCUCUGGCAGCGGCUCAGCGCGGGGUUGGCUCCUUCCCGUGUCCCUGGGUUUAUUUUUCUAGCGCCGGGGUUGGUUUUUUAAUGAGCAGAGCCCUUUUGUGAAGCUUUCCAAAUAAAGCCUGGAAAACCCUC